Messenger RNA from Spinacia oleracea (spinach), 657 nucleotides. RefSeq names its product nudix hydrolase 2-like. Bases 1 to 513 code for a protein of 170 amino acids. The transcript is spliced from 7 exons. The record is from RefSeq and is a predicted model, not a curated record. NCBI's taxonomy places the organism in Eukaryota, Viridiplantae, Streptophyta, Magnoliopsida, Caryophyllales, Amaranthaceae. Gene Ontology annotation, molecular function: NADH pyrophosphatase activity; NAD binding; ADP-ribose diphosphatase activity.
AUGGAUGUAGCCGAUAGUGGGAGUUUCUUGGCAUGGGUGAGGCACCGAUCUACAGACUCAGAUUUUGAUGUAGACACUGGAAACGGCAAAAAGGGUGUGUGGAUAAAACUUCCCAUUGAACUUGCAAACCUUGUUGAAACUGUGGUCAAGGAAGGCUUUUGGUAUCAUCAUGCAGAGCCAAAUUAUCUAAUGCUGGUUUACUGGAUUCCUGAAACUAUUAAUACACUCCCUGCAAAUGCUACACAUCGUGUUGGAGUUGGUGCUAUUGUCUUAACAGAGAAAAGAGAGAUGCUUGUAGUACAGGAAAAGAGUGGCAGACUUCGAGGAACAGGUGUCUGGAAUAUCCCUAUUGGAAUCGUGGAUGAGGGAGAGGAUAUAUGUGCAGCAGCCAUCGGAGAAGUUAAGGAAGAGACAGGAGUUGACGCAGAAUUUGUCGAGGUAGUAGCUUUCAGGUAUGCCCAAUAUAUUAUGCUUAAUUGGAUAGGAGCUCCAUUGAUAUUUGGCUGCUUUUGACUUUCUACUUGCUUAUCCUUGUUACUUUGGGGAUUGUUCACUAUCAAUGUCAUCCACAAGGCUGAGCCGUCUUAUGCAGGUCAUCCAUAUCCGCGGGAGUUCUGAAUGCUGGCACUUCUAUCCAUCGGGAAGCCUUGUCUAGCA